Meloidogyne enterolobii is the source of this 246-nucleotide messenger RNA. The record is from the annotation of a GenBank genome assembly. Lineage: Eukaryota; Metazoa; Nematoda; Chromadorea; Rhabditida; Meloidogynidae.
AUGUUGAUGGGUAUAGAAUCAUGGAUAGCUUUGGGAGCACAAAAAAUAAUAUUUCCAAUACAAUCAGCCUCUGCUGAUACUGUUUUAAUUUUGAAAGAGUAUGAACGCAUUGGGCCUUUACUUUCCGAUGUAAAUCCGAAUGGUUUAGUAUUGUCUAGAGGCAUUGAAGAAUCCCAUGUUAAUUGUUUACAUUUUGUUAAACCGUUUGCUGAGAUGGUUGUUUUUACGGAUAUUGAUGAUAUGUAA